Messenger RNA from Juglans microcarpa x Juglans regia, 978 nucleotides. Its product is annotated as glutathione S-transferase-like. The transcript has 3 exons. Gene Ontology annotation, cellular component: cytoplasm. Gene Ontology annotation, molecular function: glutathione binding; glutathione transferase activity. Bases 145 to 804 code for a protein of 219 amino acids. Lineage: Eukaryota; Viridiplantae; Streptophyta; Magnoliopsida; Fagales; Juglandaceae. The record is from RefSeq and is a predicted model, not a curated record.
CCAAAUUUACUCACUCAAGCAAGCAAAGGAUAAAGUCUUCCUUGUAUAUAUGGUCCAAAACCAAACAAGAAAUACACCUAUUGAGUACACAGAGAGGGAGCAAGAAAGCAAGCAAAACCCAGAACCCAAAGCUCUCUCCAACCAAUGGCGACUCCAGUAAAAGUGCACGGACCACCCAUGUCCACGGCUGUGUCCAGGGUCUUAGCUUGUCUCCUUGAGAAAAAUGUCGAUUUUCAGCUCAUCUCCGUCAACAUGGCCAAGGGCGAGCACAAGAAGCCCGAAUUCCUUAAGAUCCAGCCCUUUGGCCAAGUACCAGCAUUUGAGGACGGGGGCGUCUCCCUCUUCGAGUCUCGAGCGAUAUGCCGGUACAUUUGUGAGAAGUACGCGGACAAAGGAAACAAAGGGCUGUAUGGAACGAACCCGCUGGCAAAAGCAUCCAUAGAACAGUGGCUAGAGGCGGAAGGGCAGAGCUUCAGCCCUCCAAGCUCUGUUUUGGUGUUUCAGCUCGCGUUCGCGCCGCGAAUGAAGAUCAAGCAAGACCAAGUGGUGAUCAAGCAGAACGAAGAAAAGCUUUCCAGGGUGCUCGACAUCUACGAUAAAAGGCUCGGGGAGACCCGGUUCUUGGCCGGCGAUGAAUUUACUCUGGCUGAUCUUUCACACUUGCCCAACACCCAGUACUUGGUGGGUGUCUCUGGUAGAGGCGAGCUCUUCACUUCGAGAAAGAACGUGGGAAGAUGGUGGAACGAGAUAUCCAGCCGAGACUCCUGGAAAAAGGUGGUUGAUAUGCAGAAGAAAAGUGCUUGAAAACUAGGCUGGUGAUUUGGUUCUUUGUUUCUGAGUUUUUAUUGAUGGCAUUUUGUUGAAUAAAUUGCUUCAAUCGAACACUAAUGCCUUUCUAAUUUUGGUUAUGCUGAGUCCAGAAGAUAUCUUUCAGUACAGUCUAUUAAUUCAGUUGAAUUGUUCGCUUCAUUGAAUUCA